AAAAGCACAAAUUAGACAAGGCGCGUCACUAAAUUCACAAGAAGACAGAAGCAGCCGUGAGAAGAAGCCUUGAAGUUCUGAAAAGAAAGACUCAUCAAAAAUGAACGCCAGCCCUCCUGCAGGAAGCGCCCUGGCUCCUGGUGGAGCCACCGGCCCCACCACACCCAAGAAAGGCCCACCCAAGUUCAAACAGAGGCAGACUCGUACAUUCAAGAGCAAGGCUCCCAAACCAGGCCAGAAGGGCUUUGGGGACGAUAUCCCCGGCAUGGAGGGUCUCGGCACAGACAUCACAGUGGUGUGCCCAUGGGAAGCCUUCGGCGACAUGGAGCUGAGCGACUUGGCCAAAUACGGCAUCAUUUAAACCUCCUGAACCUUUUCCUCUCAUCCUGUUCAUCUCAGCUCGGCUCGCCGCGAUAAGGCCGCCGCUUUCCCCCUAACGCCCUCUUCUCUGUCUAUCUCGCACUCUACUCCACUGUGUGGACAUUAUUUUUAUAUUAUUAUUAUUAUACAAUACUGUUUACAGUAUAUAGACUUGAAACGAGAAGACGAGAAAAUAAAUCCACAUCUCCUGAUCCUUACCCACGUGAAGUAGCUCGCCCGACCUCUCUUCUCUCUGCCCGUCCCUGAAAACCUGCGGCGAUGGAAGCCAAACUUUAGCUCAGGACCAGCUUGUAUUUGCUUCUAGCUGUUUGUGAAAAUGUAAAUAAUGUGUUCUCAGAAACGUCUUCCUUUUGUACUUCCCUCCUCUUUGAUUCUGAAUUUCUGCUCCUUACGAUUGAAGUUGUAAACACCAAAAGGGAUGCGAGAAACGCAACACUUCCACACUAUCAUGGAGGAGGAACUCCGGCUCCAGUUCUCCUCGCUGCUAUCUGAACCCUCGUCUAAGAGAAAAUAAAGACAUGUACUGUUUGAGUUUGUGAGCAUACUCUUAUAGAGAAUGUACUGCAAACUGUACUGAUAGCUGCAGUAAAA
Messenger RNA from Nematolebias whitei (Rio pearlfish), 972 nucleotides. It is a transcript of the gene pde6hb, whose product is annotated as phosphodiesterase 6H, cGMP-specific, cone, gamma, paralog b. Gene Ontology annotation, biological process: positive regulation of G protein-coupled receptor signaling pathway; positive regulation of epidermal growth factor receptor signaling pathway; visual perception. Gene Ontology annotation, cellular component: photoreceptor outer segment membrane. The coding region runs from base 101 to 361 and encodes 86 amino acids. Gene Ontology annotation, molecular function: 3',5'-cyclic-nucleotide phosphodiesterase activity; cGMP binding. NCBI's taxonomy places the organism in Eukaryota, Metazoa, Chordata, Actinopteri, Cyprinodontiformes, Rivulidae. The record is from RefSeq and is a predicted model, not a curated record. The transcript has 3 exons.